AUGCUGUUUAUGAAAACGGUACCAGGUCUAGCUGAAACCCGUUGUCUAUCAUGCGAUUUCUCUUCAGCGAACAUGAGUGGGGACAAUAUGCCGCAGUUAGGGGGCAUCCAAGUGGUGAAGGUCUCACAAGAGCCAGGACGCCGCUACGAGCUGGAUGAGGAGUCGCUAGCGAGGGUACUGCUUCGGCCCGACGUGCGCAACCUGCCUGUCGUCGUCGUUAGCGUCGCCGGCUCCUACCGUGGUGGAAAGUCUUUCAUCCUCGACUUUUUCCUGAGAUACCUAAAAGCUCCGCGUGAUAGCCAAUUGUCUACACAAUGGCUAGGCGAAGAGGACGCUGUUUUGGAGGGAUUCGACUGGCGUGGCGGUGGGGAAAGUCAUACUAAGGGUAUCCACCUGUGGCCAGAACCAAUUAUUGUUACAAUCGAAGGAACUGGAGAAAAGGUCGCAGUGCUUCUGAUGGACACUCAAGGAACGUUCGACACAGAGAGUGACAUGGGGGAUAACUCCACUAUCUUUGCGCUGUCUGUACUUCUGUCAUCCGUGCAAGUUUACAACCUACGAGCCAACAUCGGAGAAGACGAUCUCCAACAUUUGCAGCUCUUCACGGAGUACGGAAGGUUAGCCAGCACCGCAGAGGACAAACCAUUCCAAACAUUGCUGUUUUUCAUCAGAGAUUGGAUGAGUGCUUACGAACAUAAAUACGGCUAUGUUGGCGGUGAAGCGCUGAUGAAGAAAAAGCUAGCGCCUAAACCUACUCAAAAGAAACAGCUACGAGAAGUGCGUGAGCACAUCCACUCUUGUUUUGAAAAGCUACAAUGCUUUUUGAUGCCGCAUCCAGGACUCGUUGUCGCUGAUGAAAAGUUCAGAGGACGACUCUGUGAUAUUACUGAACAAUUCAGGGUGUCACUUUUGGAACUAGUACCAUCAUUACUCGACCCAAAUAACUUAACUCCGAAGAUCAUUAACGGAGAGAAGGUACAAGCGCAGGGAUUGCUCGAGUUCUUUAAGCGUUACGUAGAAAUUUUUAAUAGUGAUGAUUUGCCGGAGGCUACCACCAUUUUUCAGGCAACAGCAGACGCCUGUAUGAUGUCGGCUCUUCGAGAAGCGCGCGAAUGCUACGAGACCAAGAUGGACAGAUACAUUCAUGAGGACCAGAGCGUAACGACGAGCAUGAUGCAUAACUGGCACAGUGCUGCCAUCGCAGCUGCAGUCGCUCUUUUCGAGGGGAAGAAAAAGCUCGGUUCUCAGGAUAAUGUUGCUGCACAUUUAGAAGAUCUUAGAAAGGAGUUAGGUGCUCGUCUGUCGCUAUACCUGUGGCAGAAUGACGCCAAACUGAGGGACGCGCUAUCGGACGCUAAGAAGAAGUAUGAGGAGACUGUGAGUGCUGUGUGCCAGGAACAGACUCGCCUCUGUCUACACAAGCAGGAUCUAAGGAAACUUCAUAAUCAGGCGGUAGAAGUCGCGCUCGCCGUCUUUGACCGUACGAGGACACGGGUGCCGCACGAUCUGGAUUCUGAAAGGAAAGAUUUCAUUCAGAACUUGGAGAGGUCGUACGAACACUUAUGUAUUGUAAGCGAGCAGAAUAACAGGACUGCAAUACUGGAAUCUCGCGAUAUUUAUCAGACGCAUAUGAAAUACGCGGGUGACCAAAAAGGUGUCAGCUCAGACGAACUCAAGAGACAGCAUACUAUGGGUUCGGAUAAAGCGAUCAACCACUUCCACUCGCUUCGAAACAGACGUACCGAGGAGGCGCACGACCCUGACGAAGAGCGACUUUUAGAGGACAUCCAGAAAUAUUUCGAGGACUUCGAAAAGACAAACUUACACAAUAACUUAUUGGCGAUGCAAGUAGCAGAAUAUACGUAUAACAACUGUGUGUUUUCUGCGUGGGGUCCCCAGUCUUGUUGCUUCCACCCAAACGCGCUAGAGGAACUACACAAAGACGCAUUUGAUCGCGCACUCCAGCAGUUCCUCAAGGACAGGGUCGAAAGCGAUCAGGACGAUUACAAAGAUAAACUGAUUGCGAAUCUUAAGAAUCGUUACGAGGAUCUUCAGAAAAUCAAUGAUUUCAACAAUAAUCAGGCUGUUGACCACUCGUUCGGCGAGUACACGAGGCGUAUGGAUAAACACAGCCAGCCAGGACUUAGCUCCAUCCUUAUUGUACCUUUCGUCAUCAAGAUGCACAUGUUAAUGCCGAAGUAUCACGAGAAAGCCAAGACAGCAGCCCUGAGUAUGUUUAUUGAGAAACGUCGUGGUCGUUCUUAUCAAGAUGAUCGUUAUUUAGACGGUCUCAAAACGAAAAUGAACGAAGCAUAUGAACAAUACACCCAACCGCUCCAGGCCCUUAUCCGAGAAUUAGGGCUCCAGCACUUGUUACUUUCUGAUCUUCAUCAGAACACAUAG
Molecule: messenger RNA, 2403 nt
Organism: Arctia plantaginis
Lineage: Eukaryota; Metazoa; Arthropoda; Insecta; Lepidoptera; Erebidae
Source: the annotation of a GenBank genome assembly